Arabis nemorensis is the source of this 1191-nucleotide messenger RNA. Lineage: Eukaryota; Viridiplantae; Streptophyta; Magnoliopsida; Brassicales; Brassicaceae. The record is from the annotation of a GenBank genome assembly.
AUGGCUACUGCUUCCUUCGCUUGCUCACUUUUCGUCUCACCACUAACUAAAUCAUCUUCUACGCUCUUGAAUCCGAAUCAGCUUCUACGUUCGACCUACAGAACCAGGAGCCUUGUUAUCAGGUCCAUGGCUGUGCAAGAAGAUGACAAGAGAACGAGCGAUGAAUCAAUGAGCAUUGACAAUUUACGCGGAUUCGUCGAUCUUAACGUUGGAAAAUGGACUGGCUCCUUUCAUCAAUUUGAUGGUAAUGGGAAUUUAUUGCAUAAAAUUGAUACUCGACUUUCUGCUAGUUCAUAUGGAGAAGAUGAACUCAUCAGCCUUAACCAAUCGUUAUAUAUAAAGCAGCCUACAUCAGCUACUUCAGUGGCCGAAGAGGAAGAAGAGGAACCAGAAUGGGUUGAAUACAAAAUCAAAGAAACUAAUAUGUUCACUGUGGACAAAUAUCAGCAGAUUGGAUAUUUCCCCAAGGAGAGAGCAUUUUCGUUGAGGUAUCAAACCGCUGGAAUGUUGGAUACUACGUUAAGGCAAGGCGUUCUCGGGGAAGAUGACACUGGAGAAGAAUCACCAAGAUUUCUUAAACUUCCAUCUCGGCGUCCUGCUUUAGUAUGUGAGAACUGCUUGUAUUCGACGAAGAUGGAUAGAAGGGCUAGAGCCUUUCACAUCAUGGAUCCUAAAGGUGUUCUUGAAAUGCUUAUUGUUUUCCUCGAGGAAAGAGGGGUAGAGAAUCUCACGCAUCCAGUCCUCGAUAACUCUCAGGAUGAUGGAGAAAGGAUUACUCCGUUUCUCGGUACUUGGAAAGGUCGUUCAGUAACAAAACGAAGCGGUGUCUAUGGAGCAACUCUAUCUGAAGCCGAUACUAUCGCUGUUCUUGAAAUGAAUGACAAAGGUCAGGUAGUCCAGGAUAUUUCCUCGACAUCCGAUGUGAAGAAUGUUACUACAAAUGUGCACUGGGUGGGUAAAAUGUCGAAUAACUUGGUGACAUUCGAGGAAGGAUACCAAAUGACAUUGUUACCAGGAGGUAUGUACAUGGGAUGUCCCUGUGACGUAUCAAAGAGUGUUGCUGAGUUAAAGUCUUUCCAUUUAGAAUUCUGCUGGCUUGAAUCGCCUGUCUCAAGACAGAGACUGGUCCGCACAUAUGACCAUGAAGGUUUGGCUGUCUCAUCAACUUAUUUUUCUGAGAUGAAAGUGUAA